UUUCUUUUCAGACGCGCGCCACAGAAUAAUAAGGACAGAAACGUGUGUCACCGCAGGGAGCUCCAUUAUUACGUUGAUACGCAUAUAUGUAAGAUAACGUAUUGUAUGCAGUAUACGCAGAAGUCGAAUGAAAAAAAAACAAUGCAGACACCUAAUGGAAGGGAAAACAUCGUCAGAAUAAAGGACAGAAACGUGUUUCACCGCAGGAGCCUCAUUAUUGCGUGAUACGCCUAUAUUUAAGAUAACGUAUUGUAUGCAGUAUACGCAGAAGACGAAUGAAAAAGAACAAUGCGGACACAUGAGAAGGAAGGGGAGAGGAAACUGAGUGAGGUCGCGAGUAUAGAAGUAUAACGAACUUAAGAAACAAUUUGCGACAGAUGAAAAUUCCCAAUUUAAUCUUAUAUACCAAUCAGAACCAUGAUCCGAGCCAUACUGGAAAGCGGUUGGCAUCCCGCUUUGAGCGACGUUCAAUAACGUGGCAAUCCAGGCGGUCAUAUAGAUUAUCAGGAACGAAAGAAAAAAGAAAAAGCUAUUGAUGUUGUUUAUCCACACCGCAAUACACGAUUGUGAUUCUCUCGUCAAGAAAAUUAGGCGAACCUUCCGCCCUUGGAUCCUAAUUCGUGAAUGGUGAAUCUUGAUCGUUCAUUGGAUCGCUCACGGUUCAUGAUCAUCAUCGAGGUUCAUCGAGGUUGAACCCGUGAUCGUAACACGAAAAACACGAAAAGUCUAAUUUCCAUAGUGGCAACACCGCAACAGGAAUUGGCGGGAAAUGGUUGAAAAGAAAACAAAGAUGAAAGAUGACUAACCGUAGGGAAGAACUUUUAGAUGUGAUAAAGGAGGGAAAGCACGAUGAUUUCGUUGCGUUUAUUAAACUACAUAAUUCUCGAAAUGAUCCGUUCAACUUGGCCGAGAUUAUUCAAUCCUUGUCUCGUAAACAAUAUGAAGAGAUGUGGUGUGGUUUGAGUGAAAUAUGUACCAAAAUCCUGACAUCCUUUGACCUGGAUCCAGAUAGUAAUACAGUAGAGUGUAUUGGGCAUCAUGAUGACGUUCUUAUUGGAAUCAGUACAAUGGCUUUAUGUUCUGUGAAGACAGAGGAACCAAAUAUAAUUGCUCCAUUAUUACAAGUAGCAGUAAUGUUACAAGGAAUUCUGUUAGCUCUUCCGGAAAACUGUGGUAAAUUGCAACUAUCAAUUGCCCAUCUUUGUGAAACCUGGUUUCUUGCUGGAUUAGAGGGAAAAGAGGAACUAGUUACCUCUAUGUUACCAUUUUUUAUUAUCAAAACUCUUGCCCAAGGCAUGGUGGUCGAUGUUAAACGUCUUUGGAGUUUACGUCAAGUUUUGCUGUUGAUGGAUUUCGAAGAUGAAAGUUCAUGUUCACUGAAGGCUUCACUUCUACAAUGCCUCAUUCAUCCCGUUGUUUUGAAAGUAGAAGAAGGUCGGAGGUUCCUGAGUUACCUUUUUGGUAUGCAUCCAAAAUUUACCGAGGAAAUUCACAAAGUAAUCAAACAACAAAUUCCAUCGUGCCCAAUCGGAACACUGGUUGUAUACGGAGAGAUUUAUUUUAAAGCAUGGCGCGCCGCAAAAGAUGUAUAUCUUGAGAAAAUUGAAGUGUUUUGCCUUCAAGAUUUGAUGUUUCAUGCAGUUCAUGCUCAGCGAACUGGUAGAAACUCGAUGGCCUCUAGACUUAAAAAGCUUUUAGGAUAUUUUCAUCAGCAAAAGAAGCAUCCAGGAGUGGAUAUGGUUUUAUUAAAACUUUAUGAGCCUAUCAUAUGGAGAGCUUGUAAGGUUGCAAAUCCCAGUGUUCGCGCUAAUGCUGCGGCUGUUUUGUUUGACGUAUUUCCAUUGAACAAUUCAAACGCAAAUGUUGCCCAAUCAGAUGAAUUGUUACAACGACAAUUCGAGGUCAUUGCGGAUUUUUUAAAUGAUCCGUCACCAGACGUUCGAGCCACUGCAGUUCAUGGUGUGUUUCAUAUCGUUGCGUUAUUCUGGGAAGUGAUACCAGCGCAUGUUGUCAAGGAACUUGUUAGCAAGAUAUUUGAGACAUUAGCUUAUGACGUGUCAUCAUCUGCUGUCAGAGUAGCAGUCUUCCAGGGUGUGAAGUACGUGUUGGACAAUCGUCUCUGUCAUCCUUUGCUCAAAUCUUUGUUACCAAGCUUGAAGAAUCUACUUCACGAUAACUCGGAGAGUGUUAGAAUUGCGUUUCUUGAUCUGUUAUUGAAAGUAAAAGGAAUGAGGUCGAUAAAGUUUUGGGCUAUCGUGCCCAUGGAACAUUUGCUGGCUCGUUUAGAAGUUGAGCAAUCAACACCUGUCAUUCGACGGAUUGUUAAGUUGUUGAUGAAUUCCUUUCAUCCAGCUAAUAAAGAGAGUAAUGACCUGCUAGAUCGUUGUGCAGGAUUAUGGAAAGCAAAUGCUCAAGCAGCGAGAAAAUUUUAUCAAUAUGCUCACUUACAGAUGUCAUUAACAACAGCAGUUAAGUUUCUUCUUCUUGUGUGCAAGUAUCUUAUGAGAUCUUCAACUUACGAUGACAACGCCAUUGCAGAUGAAGAAAAUAACAAUGAAACGCGAGACGCUGUUGAUAAAGAAAAUGAUGCGGCCUCUCAAGACGAGCCGGAGGAGACUGAGCACUGGAACAACGACAAUGAUUGUGGAACAAUUGCUGGUCUUUUGGAGACAUGCGUUAUCGUAUGGGAAGGCAUCAAGGAUCAACUCGAUAAGCCGUCUCAAGAAACACUAAAAUUGAAUCUCAACAAAGAAUUUGCAAAAUUGAUUCCAAAACUCUUCAACUGUAUUAAGGAUAAUCGUUGUCAUUCCUCGCUUACUUUAUUGGCAGCUUAUCUGUCGCCGAAACUUGUUCCACCGUUAAGACAUCAUUUUACCUCAAUUCUCUCUUCAAUGAAUGACGAGACACCACGUGACGUAUAUGGUCCAUUGAUUGAAUGCGUUUGUUCUUGGGGUCAGUCGAAGGAUGUUAUUGAAUUGAUUAAUGACAGACUACAAUCUGGUUUACAAGAAAGCCCGAUGAAGUCAAGUGCGACAAAACGAAGAAAAAAGAAUGUCAGUUUCUCGAUACCUCAAACAAAAUCAUCCGUCAGCCUGGAUUUUCUUGACUGGAUAAUGACCAGUCCAAGAUGUCGCUCUUUUAUAUUUGAUGCUAAAAGUAAAGAAGAUGUUGAAGUCUUAUCAGAAACCCUGAAAAGCUCUUUGAGGUGUAUCGAGAAAUAUCUUUCAGUUUAUACGACGUAUACAGACAGCACGGAGAGAAAAGACUUUCUAAGCAAAGCUUUUCAAAGCUACUUUCGGAUGCAAAUUCAUCUUUUCGCCCACGAGAAGCAAGACCUAGAAACAAGUGAGGAAGAAAGGACUUGUGAUAAUGAUAUUAUUGUUUCGUUCAAGAAUAUGCUAAACUGGUGUGAUGGUGUAUUAUUACGAUCUCUCGAUGAAAGAACUGGUGAAGAAGAACCAGAAUCUCGACAGAGAAGUGUAUAUCAUGAAUCACAACCAGACGAGUUUGUUAUUUCCAUUUUGAAGGACGUGAUGAUCCUGUUUUCAGAGCUCGUGGUGAUUGGAAUUAGCAAGCAUGAACUCAACAUGUCCCUUGCGAUAUUUACCUCGUCUUUACUGAAAUUUGGAAAAACGAUCGUGUUGUUACCCGAAAUUGGAAAGUUGGUGUACCAAAUUGCUCAAGGCAUUACUUAUUCAGAUGAUAAUGUUGAUUUAGAUUUUACCCCAAUCAAGCUAAUGCUGGAAAAUAUUUUUAAUGCAUCGAUAACAUAUUGUCAUCAUGAAGAGCGCCAGAUUUUAAUGUCUCUUCGCCCAGUUUUGAUCGAACUCUUUAAGAUGUUUUUACAGAAUAAUCCUAUGACUUCAGUAAAUGUGAAAGAAAGUCUUCUUCACGUCAUUGUAAACGCCAUGUUGAAAGAUUUGGUAUCUGCUAUAGAUCAGAAUCCAUCAUUGACGUGUAAAAGUGAAAUGGAUAUUCUCCCUAACACUUGCAGUCUUCUGCUUGACAUAAUUCGCAAGUCCAAACAUUUGAUGCGGACUUUGGUUGAAGAGUUGACAAAAUGUGUUAAAGUCGGAACUCUGAAGGAACUAGAGUACCAAGCAGCAGCAUAUAUAUUGUGGGUUGUGAUCGAUAAUGGAAAUUUUGUCGAAAACAUGCAACCAUGUAUAACAGAAUUACAAAAAGCUCUUGACAGUUUGGACAAUGGGAAUGGGGAGACUUCUCGAAAUGUCCACGACGCGAAACGUUUACUUUUUGAGUCGUGCAAGAAGAUAGAAGAGACUUCCAGAAGCCAAGAUAAUUAAAAAAACACUGAAAAAAGCAUGAACAAUUUUAUCUGUAGCUAUAGUUGGCAAAAGGGGCGUAUAAAUAUAACUUUUAAGAAUGUAGAGAAUAGACUAUAUGCGUUGGAAUUUGUAGGAAAAGAAUCUGUCCAUGUGUAAUUUCAUUGACCGCGGUUUUAGAGUCGUUAAGUGGCGGGGCGGGGGGCUAACAACAUGUAUUUAU
Molecule: messenger RNA, 4506 nt
Organism: Dendronephthya gigantea
Lineage: Eukaryota; Metazoa; Cnidaria; Anthozoa; Malacalcyonacea; Nephtheidae
Product: condensin-2 complex subunit G2-like
Exons: 34
Coding region: 798-4304 (1168 amino acids)
Biological process (GO): mitotic sister chromatid segregation
Cellular component (GO): nucleus; condensin complex
Source: RefSeq, a predicted model, not a curated record